AACCGGUUAACCGAUCGAAGCCGGUUCAAUCAGAAUCAGUAGAACCGGUAAGAUAUCGGUCGAUUAACCGGUUUUAAAUAAACUAUAGUAAAUCAGAAUUAAUCGAAACCGAUAAAUCGACCUAUUAAACAUGCCUAAUAGCAACGCAUAUGCUAGAGAAUUAUUAGAACAAAAAAUCAAAAUUUGUGAAAGAAAAUAUUAUACCCAAAAAAACGUAUUACGUAAGUACCGCUAAAUGUUUUCCUAAUGGGCUGACGCAUACGGCCCAUUUCGAGUUGAGAUAACGUUACACAGCAGGCGAGAUCUUUUUUCGAAUUUGAAAUCCCUAACUGAAUCGAACGUUGCUACUCUUCAACCUCGAGAUAAAACCAAACUGCGAAAAAAAUCUCAUCUGAGAUCGGAAGAACUGACCGGAUCAAAAAGGCGCAGGUGAAGCAGCAGCAUGAGGCGCCAUGGAUGGCAGCUUCCUCUCCAUCUCUUUCAGUUCGUGGGGAUGACCGUGUUUGCUUUCCUUGUGAUCUCCUUCUAUGUUUUCCUUGGGCCUUUCCUCGGGAACAGAAUCCUCAAGAACACGAUCUUGACGCUCUUCUCCUUCACGGCAUUUUCAGUAGCCGUCCUGUACAUGAGGUGCACCGCCACUGAUCCGUCCGACAAGACUAGUGCUAAGAAAAGGAAGCGGGCCAAAUCCGGCGGCUUGCCGAAGCUGAACUACAAGUUCAUCUUGUGGCAGGUGGUGGUGAGGUUCUUUAAGAGGGUGGAGAGCAAGAUCCUCAGGUGCUGCAUCAGGAGGAAGUAUAUGGAUCCGUGGCAUGGCAGCAUUCAGAUGGAGCCUCUACUGUCUUUUCCCCUUGUUUUCCUCGAUGACGCCACGUCAGCCGAUCGGAAAGAUGACGACAUCACCUUCUGCACUCUCUGUGAUUUUGAGGUAAAGAAACACAGCAAGCAUUGCCGGAGUUGCGAUAGGUGUGUCGACGGAUUCGAUCAUCAUUGUAGGUGGUUAAACAACUGCAUUGGGAGGAAGAAUUACACCACCUUCAUCCUUCUGAUGGUUCUCACAUUGUUGAUGCUUAUCGUUGAAGGCGGAUCGGCAAUUAUAAUCUUCAUUCGCUGCUUCACAAGUGGCAAAACAUUAGCUCAUGAAGCAAAAGAGAUACUCCAUGCUGAGAUUCCCAAAGGAGUUUUUGUAGCAAUAUCAAUAUUUUUGGCAUUGCUGACAACAUAUAGCACUGCAGCACUGGGCCAACUCUUUUUGUUCCAUGUAGUUCUCAUCAGAAAGGGAAUGAGAACUUAUGACUAUAUUCUGGCAAUGAGAGAAGAGAGUCAAUCCGUCGACCCGUUUGAUGAGUUGUAUUCAUCUUCAGAUGAUAGUGAGGAUGACCUCGACUCACCCGAAAGACCCACUCUGUUCUCCAGGAUAUGUAGAAAACUUGAAAACAGUCAAAGUUCUCAAAGAUUAUCAAUAAGGAUUGAAAAAGACUCAAGUUCCUCGACUCCGAACAGCAAGGUAGAAUUCCAAAUCGACCCUUGGAAGCUCAUCGGGAUGAGCAAAGAGAAGACAAUGAUAGCGGCAGAGAGAGCAAGGGAGAAAAUGAGGCAGAAAUUGUCACCCAAAGUAACCGGACUAUCGAUAUCACCACUGAAGCCACUACCAUCAGAGAUGAGACAUGGACCCUUAACAAACCAGGAAGUGAAGAGAGUCGUCGUUAAAGAUCACAUGGCAGUUAACUCGAGGGCUUGGUUUCCAAAUUCACCAAAUGGUCACUUGUCUAGUCCCAGAAGAAGGUUCUCAGGGUCUCCAUCUCCGAGACCGCAAAUGUACAGAAACAGCUUCGACCCAAAGUUGACAGAGAUUUCAAGGGAACUUGAGACUUAUAUCUCCAAGCAAGUGCUAUCCUCGGUUCUAAAACAAGAAACGUCUUCGCCAUCAUAGUUUAAUAGAGAUCAUACUUUAGCACGCUUCCAUUUUGCUCACUGCUGCACUCUCUUGAAUCUGUUUUUCUCAUCCUUUGAGAAACGCUUGACUAUUAGGAAAUUUCAAUAGAUUUGUUUUACCCUGUGAAGAGUGUUAUAGAUCGUAGCAAAGUGGCCUCCAGAAACCCAUCUUAGAUUUGUAAUCCAAUUACUUAGAGAUAUUGCAACAUAUGAAUUGUGUAAUUCUUUCUAUCACUGAUGAUAUAUUAGGCUCUAUUUUUUUUUAAAUGCUUCUUAUAUUGUUUUAUGCCAUAUUAAUGGAUGGAUGUUAAAUAUGGAUUGAUGAAUGAAAUGUGAAACUUCAUGCA
This is a messenger RNA of Zingiber officinale, 2279 nucleotides long. Its product is annotated as protein S-acyltransferase 18-like. The record is from RefSeq and is a predicted model, not a curated record. NCBI's taxonomy places the organism in Eukaryota, Viridiplantae, Streptophyta, Magnoliopsida, Zingiberales, Zingiberaceae. Gene Ontology annotation, molecular function: protein-cysteine S-palmitoyltransferase activity. Bases 443 to 1930 code for a protein of 495 amino acids. The transcript is spliced from 9 exons. Gene Ontology annotation, biological process: protein targeting to membrane; peptidyl-L-cysteine S-palmitoylation. Gene Ontology annotation, cellular component: endoplasmic reticulum; Golgi apparatus.